UCGACUUUGCUUGUGUGUGCGUGCGUCGUACGAUGCGAGGAUCUCCGCAGAAGAAAAGCAGAAGGGUUGGAAAAUUUUCUGCCCAUCAAGGCUAUAAAAAGUGAAAAAUUGUAGCUGCAAACUAGUGAUUUCCAAGAUUAAACUGCUGUAGUUUUAUUUGCCAAGGUUGGAUUAAGUACUGGACGGUGUCGAUUUAUGUGUAACUGACCGCGGAGUGUUGGAUUUCGUGAGGACCAGUCCCCUGAGGCGGAGUGCGGGCAAAGAUGAACAUUUUUUGCCCACAAUGGAAGGGCCGCCGAUCGACGGCAGAGAUGUUGAUGCUGGUGUUUUGUGGUGUGGUGGUGUUGUUGACUGUCGGGAUACAACCAUCGGAGGCAGCGGCCGGAACCGAUCCGUACAAAAUCCUUGGCGUUACGAAACAUGCCACCCUGCAGGACAUUCGCCGAGCGUACAAACAGCUGGCUAAGGAAUGGCACCCAGACAAAUCGGACCACCCGGAGGCGGAAACGAAGUUUGUAGAAAUUAAGCAAGCGUAUGAGUUGCUGUCGGAUUCGGAGCGGCGGAAGGCCUACGAUCUGUACGGCAUCACAAACGAGGAUGCCCAUCUGUACAAGGAACGUCCGGACUACAGCAGCUAUGGGCGCUUCCCGGAUCCGUUCGAGCAGUUCUUCGGGCACAAUUUCAAUUUCCACGAUCAGGACAUCAGUCUGUUCCAUCGGUUAUCGAUCACGUCCAAGUACUACGAAACGAAUAUCGUCCCGAAGAGUCACCACACGCCGCAGAUCCUGAUGUUUUACUCGGAUUGGUGUUUCUCCUGUAUGAAGGCGGCCAAUUCCUUCAAAAAGAUGAUCGAUACGCUGGAGCCGUUCGGGGUAACUUUUGCGACGAUCAACGCCGGCCACGAGAAUCAGCUGGUCAGGAAGGUGGGCGUUCAUUCGUUGCCUUGCGUGAUCAUGGUUCUGGACGGACACAACUACGUCUACAAAGAGAGCGUGUACAAUACGCAGCGGGUCGUGGAUUUCAUCCGGCAAAAGCUCCCGUACAAACUGCUGCCGCCGGUUGAUGACGGUUCGAUCGAUGGAUUCCUUCAGGGGUGGUCCGACAACCGGGUUCGAGCGUUGAUCAUGGAACCCCGGUCGCAGCCACGGCUUCGUUAUCUGAUCACGGCGUUCCACUUCCGGGAACGGGUGGCAUUCGGGUUCGUGCAGCUGAACUCGCCCAAAUCGCAACACAUUCAGGAGCGAUACAAGGUGCAUCCUUCGCUGGACACGCUGCUGAUCUUCAACGAAGACUCCACCCGUCCGGUGGCGUCCAUCUCGAUGUCGGACAUUCCGACGUCCACGCUGAACAACAUCAUCUCCGUCAACAAAUACCUAGCUCUUCCACGCCUAUCCUCGCAAGCCAUGCUGGAAGGUGUCUGCCCAGCCGAAUGGAACCGCCCCCGGAAACGGCUGUGCGUGGUUCUGGUCACGGAGAACACCUCAACGCACGACGAAGCCCGACAAGCGAUGCGCCGAAUCGCCAUGGAGUCCAACUACAGUCCGGAGCGGGUCCGCUUCGCGUACAUCUACCAGGAAAAGCAAACGGAGUUCAUCAGUGCCCUGGCCGAGCACAGCAAGCUAGAGGAGACGAUGCUGAAAGUGGUCAUCAUCUGGCGCAAGGACGCCAAACAUAUCAAGUACGAGUGGGUCCACGAGGCCACCAUGGAGUCGCUGAACAGGAGCAUCGAGAACGAAACGCACGAGCUCCAGUACAACAACACCAAGCAGAAGCUGGACGGUGCGAUCCAGCGGCUGUUGCGGUCGUCCGAGGCGUUGACUUACGAGGCGGAAGUGACGGACCUCCUAGACGAGCACGCCCAAGGACUGGUGAUCCGCAUCCUGAACAAGGUCCUGCUGGCGUUCGAAUACAUGACCGAGAACCUGGGCCAGGAACAUAUCCUACCGGCUUUGUCCGUGGUGGGAACAAUCGCCUUCAUCCUCGGUGCCGGUUACCUGAUGUCCUAUCUGGUCCGAAUCGAGGAGGAAAACAUCCAAAAGAAGCAGUCCAAAUCGCCGGAGAACAAAAACGGAAAAGUUCAGAACUAUGUUCCGGAGUUGCGGCUUCAUGAGCUGCGCGCGGAGAAGUACAACGGAUUGGUCCGGCUGCUGAAACCCGGCUGCCGGACGAUCGUCCUGCUGACGGACAUGCAGUCCCGCAACAAGCUGAUUCCGGCCUUCCACAAAGCGGUGUGGCCUUACCGGAAGAACAAAACCCUCAUGUUCGCCCACAUGCUUAUCGAGAAGGGAAUCGGUUGGUAUGCGGAACUCCUGAGGCUAUCGCUGUCCGAGUCCCGGGAGAUGAAGAUCAACCCGAGGAACUGCAUCGGGACGGUCAUAGCGCUCAACGGACACCGGAAGUACUUCUGUAUGUACCACGCCAAACAUCCGGAGUCGAACCGGGGUGCCAAGCGCAUGAUGAAGAUGACCCGGCAGCUGAGCACGAUGCCCUCGGACCCGGAAGCCGGUGCCUUCCUGGGGAUGGACAGCUCCGACUCGGAGACCAGCACGUCCGACAUCUCCGAGCCGAAGAUCCUGCUCGAGGAGAACCUCCUCGACGGGCUGCCCAACUGGCUGGAUCGUCUGUUCGAGGGUACCACCCAUCGGUACUACAUUAACUAUUGGCCUGAUUUCACCUCGAAAUAGAGCGAUUGCGCGUCUAGUCCAGACGACGGUGGUGUAGGCAAUUUAGUAGGUGAUAGUCCUGUUUUCUAAUUCCCCCUCUCUCUCUCACACACCCACUUUUUCUAUGAUAGCUAAUAGGUAUAGUAGCAACUUUUGUGAACGCCAAAGAUGAGGCCAUUCGUUACUGAAGGAGAAACUGACAAUUAUUGUUUGGGAGAUUUCUCUCGAGAUAGACACUCGCUCUAGAGCUCUCAACUUGUUCAUUUUUUUAAUCUUUACUGAGUCUGUUUUUUCCUAUUGGUAUUUUUUUCUCUCUGUGAAAAAAAGUAAAUCUAUUUUGCGAGGUAGGUUUAAGUUAGGUGGUAGUAGAUGGGCGCACUAGUUUUUAGUUUAGCAAUUGCGAACAGUUAGCAUAGCAGUAGAUAAUCGACGUUACCUAAAUGGUUGUUUAGCCCAUAUGUUCCGGCGGAUUUACCCCGUUUGGUGUUAUGUUCUGCGAAGAAAAUCCAGACUACAUAACAUUGACCUGCUGUGAUUAGGAAUGACAAAUUUAAACAAGGACGUACACUAGGGGUAAGACAGAUACGGCGAGAAUAACUCUGUUAUCGAAGUAUUGCUCAGAAUUCCUCUGGAUAGCUCUGGAUCACUCUGGUUUUCCCAAAGUGUUGCCUGAUAUCAGUGAAGACUCGAGCAGUCUUGCCCGAUUUCCCGCUUCGUAGAGACGUUUCUGAAUGGAUUCGAACAAAAAGAGUUACUCAGGAUUGCUCAGAGUUGCUCCGGAUUUCACAGUGUCUUGCCCCUAGGACGUACAACAGUCGCCAUAUUGUUAUUUCUUGGUUUACGAAUGCUCAUGUUCAGGAGUAUUUAUAUGCGAUGUAAACAAUAACUGAUUGUUUGGGUUCAAAAGGUUCUUGACUAGGGGCAAGACAGAUACAGCGAGAGUAACUCUGUUAUCGAAGUGUUGCUCCGAAUUCCUCUGGAUCACUCUGGUUUUCCCGAACUGUUGCCUGAUACCAGUGAAAAAUAGAGCAGUCUUGCCCGAUUUCCUGCUUUGUAGAGACGUUUCUAAAUGGAUUCGAACAAAAAGAGUUACUCAGGAUUGCUCAGAGUUGCUCCGGAUUUCACAGUGUCUUGCCCCUAGGACGUAACUGCUCUAUGUGUUGGUGAACACCACUAGAAGACCGGACACAUCGGCGGCCGUCUCCAUCCUUAGCCGAAAAACAAGUUGUCCUACCCAAAACGACUGGAACGGGUGGCUGAAGCGAAGGCAGAUGAUCUGGUUGGAUCCACGGAUGCUGACUGGGGCCAAAUCAGAGAAGAUCGGGAGUCCAAUACCGAAUUUGUACACCGGUGGAACCACCAGCUGGAUAUGCAAGUGACAGGCCUGUGUUUCUCUUUCAACUGCUUAAUGGACGGCGAGUAUCGAGCGUAGACUGAAAGUAACACUUGGUACAUGGUAGAACACUAUCAGCAGUGGGUUCAAAGCCAUCGGCAGCAAAUCAAAGCAGGGCUAAAAAAGGUGACAUCGUACGGCACAUGGCCUCAACCAGAAAUACGGCGUAGACUUCAACGAGGUCUUUGCUCCCGUCGCCAAGUAGGUGACCCUCAGAACGUUACUCACGGUGUCCAUGCGUCGAUCAAGAGGCAUGGUAACGGAUUCCAGCUGAAUAAAAAAAAAACAGUUUAUCUUGAAGCUCGGGAAUGAUUCGGUUUGGAGAACCCAAAGCCAUCGAAAAUACCUUUGGAGCUUGGCUACCUUCAGCAGAAGAAGGAACUUCACAGCUUAGAGUUUUAUGAGCAGUUCCACACAGUUCCUAACGAGGUUCCUAACUUCCUCUGUCAAUAACCAUUUUGCAUGUGUAUACAUGUAGUGUGGCAGGCACGAAGAUACUCUAUGCUCAAGGAAGUCGAAAUUUCCAUUACGAAAAGUUCCUGGAUCGACCGGGAAUCGAAUCUGUCACUCUCAGCCUAACGAGAGUAACUCUGUUAUCAAAGUGUUGCUUCGAAAUCCUCUGGAUAGCUCUGGAUCACUCUAUGGUUUUCCCGAAGUGUUGCCUGAUACCAGUGAAAAAUUGAACAGUCUAGCCCGAUUUCCCGCUUCGAAGAGACGUUUCUGAAUGGAUUCGAACAAAAAGUGUUACUCAGGGUUGCUCCGGAUUGCACAGUGUCGUUCCCCUAGGGCAAGACAGAUAUAACGAGAGUAAAUUUGUUUUCAAAGUGUUGCUCACCAUUCCUCUGGAUCUCUCUGGAUUACUCUCAUUCUCCCAACGUGUUGUCUGAUGCCAGAAGAAAAUCGAACGGCAUUGCCCAAUUUUCCGCGUUUCAGAGACAGAUUUGGACAGAAACAGUAUGGUCGUAGGGGCAAGACACUGUGCAAACCGGAGCAACUCGGAAGCAAUCUUAAGUAACUCUUUUUGUUUGAAUCUAUUCAGAAACGUCUCCACGAAGCGGAAAACCGGACAAUACUGCUCGAUUUUUCACUGAUAUCAUUCAAUCAGGAGUGAUCCAGAGAAAUUCUGAGCAACAUGUUGAUACCAGAGUUAUACUCUCGCUAUGUCUGUCGUGCCCCUAGAUAGUGACACUAUUUUCCAUUAAAAUAUUCUCUCGUAAAAUGGACUUAAGUGCCCCACACAAUGCAUACGUUUGCGUGUGCGUGACAGUAGUUUGACACAUUUCCCAUGGGAAAACUGUCAGAAAAACGCAAACCUCGACGGAACGGACGCUAUGUGUUCCAGGCUUUAUGGAUUUAUGUCAUGACCCUUGGUAAACAAUCAAUAUACACCAAAAUGAGCAUACGCAAACAUGUUUAACUAUGAAAUAUAACGCCAAACGGGGUAAAGUCGUAUCUGCGCCCAGCUAGCACGCACUCACUAUAGUAAGAACAAGAACGAAACACAAUCUAGUCAAAUCUAACAUUAACGCAUUAACUAGGAAUUCAAAAUGGCAUGUUUUACAUAGUGUUAAAUGUAUCCUAAUUGCAGAAAAUAAACAAAAAAGCUAAUUUGAUUGUUCUUCUACUCAAAAUCAAGGAGAUAAAUUGAGACAUAGUUAGACCGAUAAGCAGUACCAACCUAUUAGAAUGAAUCCUAAAUCAGAAAUUUUUAGAUUUUCCGCCAUCCACGAGGAAAAAAACAAUUGCUUUCUCUUUUCAUACAUCCCUUCUCAAAUGGUUUCACAUUUACGAAUAGAAGUUAAUUUUUUGGUUACCGAAAACCAUCCUCGCAACGCCAAUGCAAUGGAAAACUGCAUUGGAGGCAUUUGUACAUUGCGAUAGUUUGAUACGAAUACUAUCUCUAAACAAAACUCUUCCAUCAUCCCGCAGUUUGUAAAAUCACCAGUGAAAACAAGAAAAGAAAAACCAACCAAGUGAUAGUAUUAUUAAACUUAUGAACCUUCUGUUGCCAUAUAAACAACAAUGAAAAAACCGUAUCAGAAACAAUCAAAGAUCUUUGGAAACUCAGAAGUUUUAGCUUUCGAUUCGACACGCGAUGGCGUCGAGAUUUCGGAAUCGCAUGAGUUCGGGAAAAUACGGUACGAAAAGUUAUCUAUAUCUGCAUAUAACAUAAUGGUGAAUUGUAGUCAACUGUUCGCGAAUGGUUGGGAUUAUAGCAAUGGCGGAUGGUGAUAUGGAACAAAUUGAAACAAAACGAAAACAAAAAACAACAUAAAUAAAGGACAAUUGGAAGAACUUUCUCACAAAUGA
This is a messenger RNA of Aedes albopictus (Asian tiger mosquito), 6366 nucleotides long. RefSeq names its product dnaJ homolog subfamily C member 16. Lineage: Eukaryota; Metazoa; Arthropoda; Insecta; Diptera; Culicidae. Bases 264 to 2684 code for a protein of 806 amino acids. The transcript is spliced from 7 exons. The record is from RefSeq and is a predicted model, not a curated record.